Molecule: messenger RNA, 3122 nt
Organism: Polyodon spathula (Mississippi paddlefish)
Lineage: Eukaryota; Metazoa; Chordata; Actinopteri; Acipenseriformes; Polyodontidae
Product: ribonuclease P protein subunit p29-like
Exons: 7
Coding region: 110-772 (220 amino acids)
Biological process (GO): rRNA processing; tRNA 5'-leader removal
Cellular component (GO): ribonuclease MRP complex; ribonuclease P complex
Molecular function (GO): ribonuclease P RNA binding
Source: RefSeq, a predicted model, not a curated record
UACUGCUCACGUCUGUGCGUCAUUACGCGCUGGGGAAGCAAAACACAAACUUCGAGAGCAGGCCAUUCAUUUAUUUUUAAAACCUGAAAAGAAAGAAAGUCGAAACACAAUGCAGCGUGAUGUGUGCUUAAAUAUACCGCCUAAUCAUGCCAAGAUGCUGGAUGUUCAGCCUCAAGGGCCCAAGCAGGCAGAGGCCUUUGUAAAUUCCUUUCUGAAGCGCACGAUGCCACGGCUGGAAGACAAGGACAUCCAGAAGCAUUUGCACCGGAAGGCUGUGGUUCUGGAGCAUGCAUUCAAGAAGACAAAGAAAAACAAGAGGAGUAAAACCAAGAGCCUGAGUGCCAAAGAGAGAAGAGAAAUGAAAAUAUUUGAGCUUAAACCAGAACAACAGAAAUACGAGCUGUUCUUACCCUUGCACGAGUUAUGGAAGCAGUACAUACGUGAGCUCUGUAAUGGACUAGGACCACAAGUUGAGCCCAUGAUUGUCCAAACAAAGUUACUAAAGGCAGAUUUCCACGGUGCUGUUGUAACAGUGGUAAAGUCAAAAUGUCCUUCCUAUGUGGGCACUACAGGUAUCAUUCUGCAAGAACUGAAGCAUAUGUUCAAAAUUAUUACCAAAGAUGACAAAUUAAAAGUCAUUCCAAAGUGCAACAGCGUGUUUGGUGUGGAAAUUGAUGGAUUUGUUUCCCAUAUCUACGGCAGCAAGUUCCAGCUAAGAUCAAGCGAGCGUUCAGCUAAGAAAUUUAAAGUAAAAGGAACUAUAGACCUUUAAUCAGGUGCCAGCGAAGCAGAAGCAGACUCUCGGCAUGUGUCACUAGUUCCACUGCCAGAUGGGGUAUAAAAGGAACUUGGCUACCUGGAAAAAGAUAUUGAUUGGCAUGUCUCUGGAGAAACGUCUUAUUCCAAGCCGUUCAUUUCACUUUGUACUUUUAAUUUCCACCAUUAAAUGCUAAUCGGAUUACAUCCAGUAAUUAGUACUCUUUUUUUGUAAGUGGCAACCAAGCGUUGCAGUGUAUGCACCAUUUAAGUUAACUCUGUAACCAUAAGGCAUGAGGAAAACUGGAAUGAAAUGGUGUGUGUUGUAAAAUAUUCUGUCACAGUUCUAGGUAGUGGCAACAACAAAAGUACAAGUAUAAUGAUUAAGUGAAGUUCUUUCAUCACAGUCACUAAUCCAGUGCAAACUUUGUUUUUUGAGUGACAUGCAAGUGAAAGAAAAAAAAUAUUGGAGUAUAAUGUAAGUACUGUAGAGCUGUGUUCUUUGUCAAACUUGCUGAUGCCGAUUUACAAAGUGAGCUACUGUAAAAGUAUGAUUUACACAAAAAAAUAAUACCAAUGAAACCACCUUUCUUGCUGUCAAAGUGCAAUGUUGUCUAAAUCCACUAGGUGGCCUUUGAAUACACUUUUCUCUCAAAAGAUGUUCUGCAUUCAUGUAAGAGCACAGAGCCUUAGACAAGUAAAAUUAUAUUAAACUAAGGAGACAAAUACUUUAGCUUUCACGUACAAUGUUCAGUCUUAAUGGUUUACAGUGCAACAAGAUUAGAUAUAACCUUUCUAAAAAAACUAAACAAAACAUGGAAAUCAAUUGAAGAUCUACAUAAAGCAGGACAUUCUGAAUGAAAUGUUUAGAACAGUACUAAGCAGCUUGAUGUUUAUGUACACUGAAUACAGAAUUCUCACCGUUGAUCUGAUGGUCGGUGAUUUAAAUUUUUAAAUAUCAAAAACAUUUAAGACAUUUUAUAAAAGCUUUGUUCAAGAGAUUUCCUGUGAUGGCUAUUGUGAAAUGCCUUGAAUUUUUUGAAGUGUAAUUCUCCAAAUCCAGAUUGCAAAAUCCCCUUCCCUCCCUGUGCAUAAAUCGGUUCCUAUAGUGCUUUUGGAAUCUCCCUAGCUUUCUUGUUGCUGAUUAAACCCCUUAAGGUACACAAGGAAUUGAACACUUGUUGUUCAAAUGGUUUCUUCUUAAAAUCCAUUUCAGAGUGACUCAAAUAUCACGAGGAAACUGAAGACAAGAUCCAACAUUUCAGUGAAUUUAAACAGUUUCGUACACCUCGUUGCAAAAAUAAGAAAGUUAGCACCAUUUUUAUUUAUGUGGCACAUAUUUCCCUUGUACCUUAAAAGGUUGUAGGUUUGAAAACCAGAAUAGUGCAGGGGGAAAAGACACUUGUACCCUGCAUACUUUUACUGUGUGACAUGCUUGUUAGAAGUAAAGGGCUACUCUCCCCUCCUCUUUUGCCCCAGAUACACCCUCACCCCCAGACCACUUUUAGAAAGGCUCCAGUGCGGUUGAAUAAUAUGCAGGAUUUAUGAUUACCAAAGUCGGUCAUUGGGUGAAAAGAUAUCAAGCCAGGUUAAAAAAAAAGCAAAACCGUAAACAAGGAAGUCGAUCCAAAAAAAAAUAACUUCAUUACACAAGGCCGUUUUUCUUUUCCUCAUAGUUCUGCCAGUAUAAAAUACAAACAUUCUUCAGACGAGAUAAUAAACCAGUUGUUUCUGAAAACUCUCAGUGCACAGGAAAUUCAUGUUGAACCUGUUUCAAACAACAGCUAGUGGCAGCUAGGGCUUGUCUAGUGUUACUUUUGCAGGUUAGUCAAACAUUUUGUAAAUUAAAAGGCUGUACACUGCAUUGUGCACAGUAUAUACAGUAACACCAAUAAAACCGGAUAAGGUGCAGAGUCCUAUACAUGUUUAUUAGAAACCAUAAACUUAUUAAUGCUGCUAAUGUUAAUAAACUGCUGAACAAUGUUGUAACAAAAAGAACAAAAAAAAACUUCUUCCUGUUUGGUCAUUCUUUCUGUUAAUUGCAUGUGAAACACUUACCCCAAAUAAGUGUGACUAUGGGAAAAAUAUGUAUAGGAUAUUGCUCAAAUUUCAUCACCAUAAUAAUUUCCCUGACAAUCAUUUAUUGUAAAUAGAAACUGCUCACAAAUCAAUGUUUUAAAAUAAUUGGAUUUUUCUUUUAUAAAGAACUAAUUCAUUUCUUUAGUUAAACUUGUCACUGCUGCUCUAUUUCAUCAUGUGAUCUGUGCAGAGGUCUACUUUUGUGAUGCUGUUCAUUUCUUUAAUAGCUUUUAUUAGCUAAUUUUCCUUACAUCAUGACAAACCCUUAAUAAAGUUAAUAAACCAUG